AUGGCUAGCGCCUCUAUACUGCAGGACCCAUCACUGCAAGCCCGACAUCAGCAAUCUGUCAAGCUGUCUGAUGGUCGCGUGCUGGGCUAUGCGGAAUUUGGUUCUCUCAACAACGAUGCUACUACCAUUCUAUCUUUCCAUGGAUGGCCAGGCUCACGACUCGAGAGUGCCAUAUUCCACUCCGCAGCGAGCGAGUUGGAUGUACGCAUUAUCGGCAUCGAUCGUCCCGGAAUCGGUCUAUCCUCUCCACAGCCAAAGCGCAAGCUCCUCGACUGGCCCGCUGAUGUCCGAGAGUUGGUGCGACAUCUGAAACUCGAGCGAUACUUUAUCAUCGGUGUUUCGGCUGGCGGACCUCAUGCUCUCGCAUGUGCACAUGAGCCAGCAGAGAAUGAACUGCUCGGCGUUGGUAUUGUGUCCUCGCCGGGUCCUUGGGCCCUAGGAACGAAGGGCUUGCGUAUCGAUCUGAAAGUAACUCUGAACGCCGUGGCUUACGCACCCUGGCUGGUUCGCUAUAUUAUGAACUCCAAAUUCGUCAAGUUUGCUCAGGACUCAGAUCCGACUAAGCUGGAUCAAAUGAUGAAAUCCCAGAUGAAAAAGAUGCCGUCCGCAGAUCUAGCAUUCGCGGAGAAAUACCCAGAGAAAAUGGACAUAAUGAUAGCUGCUGUGCGAGAGAGCUUCAAGCAAGGCGCAAACACCAACGUGCGGGACGGACAAAUGUUGACUUCAGAGUGGGGAUUCGAUUUACAGAAGAUCAAAGUUCAGAAGGUCCUCAUAUGGCAUGGAACGGAAGACCUGAACGUCCCUGUCUCGAGGGGACGCUAUCUUGCUGAGCAUAUUCCUCGCGCCGUCUUGAAAGAGUAUGAGGGGGAUACCCAUGUUACCAUUCACGAACAUGCUGCCGAGAUGUUGAGAGACCUAAUAACCAUAUCUUCUGGGAAUUGA
Penicillium daleae is the source of this 942-nucleotide messenger RNA. Its product is annotated as alpha/beta fold hydrolase. Lineage: Eukaryota; Fungi; Ascomycota; Eurotiomycetes; Eurotiales; Aspergillaceae. The record is from RefSeq and is a predicted model, not a curated record. Bases 1 to 942 code for a protein of 313 amino acids. The transcript has a single exon.